AUGGAUAUAAAAUAUUAUUUGUUCGUAAUAGUCGUUUAUUUUGUAUUAUUAUUCAGUGGAUGCAAUGGUGUAAACAUUAACCGAGGGGAUUAUGUCUACAGAGCUAACACAUCGAAAGGGAUGCUGUCUAUGAUUUCGAUUAACUUGGAUACAGGAAUUGAGUCAUGCCCUUGUCGUAUAUAUAAUUAUUGUUUUAGUAUGUUUGCUUAUAAAUCUUUUGUUUUAUUUCUAGCCAUUUUUGGUGUUACAUUAAUUUUAGCAACAAUGGUUGCUGCUCAGCGAGCUACAAAAAUUCCAGUAAAACGUUCACCAAAAAAAUGA
Plasmodium yoelii is the source of this 321-nucleotide messenger RNA. Its product is annotated as conserved Plasmodium protein, unknown function. The coding region runs from base 1 to 321 and encodes 106 amino acids. The record is from RefSeq and is a predicted model, not a curated record. The transcript has 5 exons. Lineage: Eukaryota; Apicomplexa; Aconoidasida; Haemosporida; Plasmodiidae.